AUGCGUGACGCUGAACAAAUGAAACAGUUUGCAUUAAAUACGGCCAUGAUUGGUAUUGAUCCAUUAAAAUUAAGAGAUGUUAACAAUACAUUAUCUCCAGCAAUUUGUAUUCCAAUGUAUAAUUGUGAAAGUAUCCCUGAUCAACGAUUUCCUAUGGGACCUACUUUUACAACUAUCUCGAAAAAUGAAAUAGAUAAUGAUGAAGAAAAUAAUAGAAAAAAUUCAAUGAUUAUACAAAGUAUAAAUACUCAACGUGGUAAAAUUCGAAUAAAACUUGAUCCUCAAUCAUUUGGAUUAGCUCCAUUCUUUUCGGAUCAGUAUGAAACAUUUAUUAAAGGUCCACCAAAUUCAAUAUUUUUUACUAAUUAUAUUAACACAUUUAAUAGAUAA
This is a messenger RNA of Rotaria sp. Silwood1, 390 nucleotides long. NCBI's taxonomy places the organism in Eukaryota, Metazoa, Rotifera, Eurotatoria, Philodinida, Philodinidae. The record is from the annotation of a GenBank genome assembly.